CUUGAUGUUGGGAAGGGAGGAAAUAGUGGCUCAAAUGCUAUAGCACCCGUUGUAGAGGUGUAAACUUGGUGAAUGUCGUAUCCUCUUAUGUGAGCCAGGUUCCAAGCACAGGUUGCAGAAAUUGCAGUUGAAUUUUCCUAGGACCGUAGCUACCAUGGAUGAUCAUCGUGAUAAUGAAAUACAGGGAAUUGAUGGAGCUAGUCAUCCUACGGGGGAAUCACAAGGUACCAACACUAGUAAAAAGACCAAAUUCCGUGGUCCGUCAAAAGGAGUUCAAGCCAAAAAGCCUAUGCAUCUUCAGUAUAAUCAAUAUGGAAUCCCCGAUGGAGAAUGGUCAGGAGAAUACGGGAAGCAAGUUGGGUCUUGUGCUGCUAGAAUUAACAUUAAUGUGAAAGAAUAUUCAACGUUAGAUGAACACACAAAGAAGGGGUUUUGGGAGGAGACCAAGCUUCUGUUCCACAUUAUUGAUGAUCCGGCUAAAAGGAGAGAAAAAUAUUUUCAUAUGUGUGUGGCGAAACGCUUUGGAGCUUUCAAGUCCAGGUUAACGCGGCGUUGGAUAACUAAGAAAGAAAAAAUGCCGAAACAUCAGACAAAUGACAUGCCUUGGGACAUCUACCAUCAAAUCACAGAGGAUGAUUGGAAAACAUUUGUGAUGGAACGAAAAAAGCUGGAGAUGUUGGUAAUAAUGAAUUUACUUUGCUAG
This is a messenger RNA of Spinacia oleracea (spinach), 703 nucleotides long. RefSeq lists its product as uncharacterized. The record is from RefSeq and is a predicted model, not a curated record. The transcript has 4 exons. The coding region runs from base 155 to 703 and encodes 182 amino acids. NCBI's taxonomy places the organism in Eukaryota, Viridiplantae, Streptophyta, Magnoliopsida, Caryophyllales, Amaranthaceae.